AAACCCAAAGAGAUUACCAAAAUAGAUAAAUUUAAAUUAAUCAACAAGAAACUAUCCUAUAAUUUAGUAGGGGUUGACACGAUCCGGUUCGGCUCUGUUAUUAUCUUUAUCAUCAUUUAAAACUUAUGAAAUAUUAAUUGAGGAAAACCUACCUUUGAUUCAAAUUUCAAUAAAUCCAGCUCUUGAUUUAUUUAUUCACAAACCAAGUUCAAAUCAAGCCCUUAAUAUAGUAAAAAAAUAAAAAUUUACCAUUCCACAUAAUAAAUACAAAUCCAAACCUCUUGAUUUAAAAAUAAAAUAAAAAUUAGCGUAAUAAAGAAAGAAGAGUACAUAACCAAAUCUUAACCGUUCAUCUGUUCGUCCUCUCCUGACGUGGACACCAUCCAGACCCUUGAUUGUUCCACCAAUCACCGCUCUAGUUAGCAAGCACAAACCUCUCGGCUAUCUGUCGAUUUUACUGUUAUACCCCUCGCGUCCUUACUACUUCUAGGCCAAGAAAGGGUAGCUUUGUCCGAAAGAGUUUCUCACUUACAGACCCCAAUUAUUUGACCUCCCGAUUCAACUCUCAAAGACCCAAAAUUAUCACUUACGAAGAAAGAAAGAAAGAAAAGCGUCCUUUUGCCUGAAGCUCUCUCUCUUCACUUGGCGUGGCGUGCAUGCUCUGAAGCUCUCUCUCUUCGCGCCCUUUUGCCUUCCUCUAGUCCUGGUCACGGUCACGAAGCUCUCAUUGUGCUCUUCUCUCUCUGCAAGUUCGCCAUUUUUGCUGCUUGUUCAAUCUUUUGGUGCUCAUGGACUAUAACGCACCUGUAGCAAAGAGGACGCGGUUAAGUGAAGAGAAAUACUGGAAGGAGUUAUGGGAGAAAAGGGCUGGGAAACAAAAACUCCGUGAUGGGUCUGAUAAGAAGGGGAAAUCACGUAAAGGGUCCAAUGUAUGGGAUUGUGUCUCUGUGGAUGACUCUGAGGAGAAUGAGGAAGUCACUGUCAGUCUAUCCACGGGAGUCAAGGACAAGAAAAAGGGUGGGAAAAGAAAAUCUGCUGAGGGGUCUAAGAAACAGAGGUCUGGUUGUGAUGAUUCUGAUGAGGGUGACGAUCCCAGUGUUGAAAUCAUCAGUGAAAGUUCAUUUGGAAAGCAAGACAAUGAGUCUCUGGGUUUUGAUAGUGUUGAGAGUGCAGGAUCAAAUGGAAAGAAGUCUAACUCUGGUGCCGUGGACAUGGAGAAUUUUUUUCCAGUUGAAGUGGAGGAUAGUGAUGAUGAGGUGGUGUAUUUGGGUGAAGAGAAAGUAGGAGGUUUUGGUUGUUUGAGUUCAGAGAGGAGUGAUGCCUGUGAGGAUGCUGCUUCUGAUGGCGACGCUGAGGAUGCUGCUUCUGAUGGCGACGCUGAGGAUGCUGCUUCUGAUGGCUCAGAUGAAUCUUGGAAGAGUAGUUCUAGGGAGGAUUCUAUUUUUCAUGCCUCAGAUGAAUCAGAUGAUGAGGCUUUUGAACCAGAAAACUCAGAAAGUUCUGUAUUUUCUGAGUCGUUGAAUUCAUGCGGUGAAGAGGGGCAUGAUGAUGAAAGAGAGGUUACCAAGAGAAGUGGGAAACCAAGAAAGGGGAAAAAUGUUGAGGGUGAUGUUGAGGUGAAGAAGGGGCAGGACAUUGAUGCUAGUGAGAUUGCAAAAGGAAGUGGGAAAGCAGAAAAGGGGAAAAGUGUUGAGAUUGGUGUGAGGAGAAAGAGAAGGGUUGGGUUGGAUAUGUCAGUUGAUGCAGAUGAUGACAUUGAUAGCAACAAAGAUGAUCCUAUUCAUUCUGCUCAAGAGUUUAAUAGUGUGGCAAAACGAACUCGUUCACGAGUUAGUCCAAGAAGUGAAAAGAAGAGAAUAGAAUCUGUAACUGUAAAUGAUAAUGAGGAUUCUUCUUCUGGGCAUGAUAAUGACAAUGAGGAUGUUGAUGACGCCAAUUGCAGUGGUCCAAGAACUAGGUGCCACGAAAAGAAAACAGGGUCUGAUGAUGAUAGAAGAAAUUAUGAAAGUGACAAGACCUAUGGUGGUAGUUCAGAAACUGAGCGUAGUAAAUGGAACGAUGUCCACGGAGUGUGCAAGAAAAAUAAAAGGGAUAUCGGGAAUCUUACUAACAGACGGUCCAUGUGGGCAAAGGAGGAUUGCAAUGUUUUAAAGAUUCUUGUAGAUUCCAUUUAUGAGAAGGGAGAAGGGACACUGAAAGGGUCAGUUUCCUUUGGAGAUGAAGGCCGUAAAGAUGAAAGAAAUCCACCAGAAUCUGAGAUGACAACUCUUCCACUUAAGUUCAGUUUUGGAGAGCAGUCAACUGUACCAAAGAAGUCAGAGUGUGAUCCAGAAGAAAAAGAACUAUGGGACGACCUUGAAUUUGCUCUCAGAGCUUCUGAGAUAGAUUCCUCUGAUUCCAAUGUGGUUGAAAGUCAAGAUUCACUCCCUAUUGCUGAUGAAGUUGAAACAGUAGCUAGCCUCUGUAGGCGAGGGGUUCAUCAGCUUAUACUUGAUGAAGAGAUUGGACUCAGAUGCAAGUUUUGCUCAUAUUUAGAUCAGGAGAUCAAGUAUAUUUUACCAGACUUCCUUGACUGCCCUUAUGGAAGAUUUGGCACAAGAGGCUCCGAAACAGACAACCGGUCUAUCUUUGAUGAGCUUCAAUCUCAUGCUUCUGAUUCUGAUCGCCAUUCUGGCUAUAAUUCUCAUCCUCAUGUUGACGGCACAGUGUGGGACUUAAUUCCUGGUGUUAAAAGUAGUAUGUAUCCCCAUCAGUGUGAAGGUUUUGAGUUUAUCUGGAACCAUAUAGCCGGUGGCAUUCAUCUUGACAAGUUGAAAAGGCCAAGUAGUGUUGGUGGGAAUGGAUGCAUCAUAUCACAUGCUCCUGGAACAGGCAAAACUCGCCUGACCAUUGUCUUUCUCCAGACAUACAUGAAGUUAUUCCCAGAAUGCAGGCCGCUUUUGAUUGCUCCUCGUAGCAUGCUCCUUACGUGGGAAGAGGAGUUUAAAAAAUGGAAGCUUGACAUUCCAUUUCACAAUCUUAACAACUGGGAGUUAUCUGGCAAAGAAAAUCAAACAGCUGUAAAUUAUGUGAUGCAAGCUCAACGCAGGAAAAGUGUCAACAUAGAAAGCAGACGAAUGCUGAAGUUGUAUUCCUGGAGAAAGAAGAGAAGCAUCCUGGGGAUUAGUUACCGGCUGUUUGAGCAGCUUUCUGGAGCACAGAAAACUGGCUCAGUUGACGAAAUGGGGAAAAUCCUUCUCGAGUUUCCUGGUCUUGUAGUGUUUGAUGAAGGACACACUCCUCGGAAUGAUCAAAGUCAUAUGUGGAAGGCUUUGUCAGAAAUCAAAACAAAAAGGCGCAUUCUUCUCUCUGGAACUCCGUUUCAGAAUAAUUUUCAGGAGCUCUUCAAUACCAUUUGCCUCGUGAGGCCAACUUUUGCAGCCUCGAUUGAGUCUACUAAAUUCAGUAGAGAUCUUCCCAGAAACCGAGGCCGGAAAAGCAAUGGAGAGAAAUGGAAAUGGACUUCUCUGGCCAGCAGUAGCGGAAAAGUUGUUGAUGACAAAGAAAAACAUGCUACAGAGGUCAAAGCUCAGAUUGCGCCGUUUGUCCACGUCUACAAAGGUUCUGUGCUGCAAGAUAGUCUUCCCGGGUUAAGGAACUCAGUUGUUGUUUUACACCCAACCCAGCUACAGGAGAGGUUUCAUAAGAGAAUUCAAGUGGUGAAGGAACUGUUUCGAUAUGAAAACCUAGAGGCUUUAAUAUCUUUUCAUCCUUCCCUCUUGCUUAAGGAAGAUGCAUUUUCUGCUGACCAGGGGAGGUUACAAGAGCUUAAAUUAAAUCCUGAUGCUGGAGUGAAGGCAAAAUUUGUGAUGGAACUCAUCCGACUCAGUGAUGCUUUGAAAGAAAAAGUUCUUGUUUUCAGUCAGUACAUUGAUCCCUUAAACCUUACAAGGGAUCUUCUGAAAUCUCAAUUUCAGUGGACUGAAGGGGAAGAGGUGCUGUAUAUGGAUGGAAAAAGUGAUAUGAAGCAGCGUCAAUCCUCAAUGAAGGUUUUCAACGAUCCAUCUAGCAAAGCCAAGGUAUUACUAGCUUCAACUAAAGCAUGUUCUGAAGGCAUAAGCCUUGUUGGAGCUUCCAGGGUUGUGUUGCUGGAUGUCACAUGGAAUCCAUCUGUGGAGAGGCAAGCAAUAUCCCGUGCCUACAGGCUGGGACAGAAGAAGGUUGUGUUUGUCUACCAUCUCCUCAUGGACGGAACUAACGAGGAGCACAAAUACAGUCGCCAAGUUGACAAGAGUCGUUUGUCUGAGUUGGUGUUUUCUGAUUCAGACAAGAAGAAGGUUCUUGAGAAGGAAAUCCGAGCCACAGUUUCUGAGGAUAAAAUCUUGCAAGAGAUGGCUCAGCACGGGAAACUGAAGCACCUAUUUAAAAGCAUAGCUUUACUGCAUGAAGACAUAUACUUUGAGCAGCUAGGCCUGUCAACUUUUGGUUAAGACACAGGCACACAUUGCAACCCAAUGACUGUUUUCAACACUUGGUUCAAACAUAUUUUGCGCACUUCAUGGUUUCUUAGCUCCCAAAUAUAUUUAUGCAUUGCCUUGCCUCCAAAUUAUUGUUUUGGAUCUCUAGAGAGGUUGAAUUUUUCUUUUCAGGGAUUUUUUCAAAAUGAAUAUUUUGUUUCCUAAAUAUCGAUUUUAUAUCGUCUUGGAGUAUAGUUAAAGAAUACAUUUCCUGACCUCUCUCGGAGACUA
Prunus persica (peach) is the source of this 4727-nucleotide messenger RNA. RefSeq names its product SNF2 domain-containing protein CLASSY 4. The record is from RefSeq and is a predicted model, not a curated record. Gene Ontology annotation, molecular function: ATP binding; ATP-dependent chromatin remodeler activity. Gene Ontology annotation, biological process: gene silencing by siRNA-directed DNA methylation. NCBI's taxonomy places the organism in Eukaryota, Viridiplantae, Streptophyta, Magnoliopsida, Rosales, Rosaceae. The transcript is spliced from 4 exons. Bases 789 to 4469 code for a protein of 1226 amino acids.